AUGCAUGCCAAGACCUUAGACCAGGGCUGGAGGCCCAGGACGAAUGACCAGUCCAGCGGGAAGCAAUUAAUAUGCUGCGGUAUCAUGGUCAACGUCGAGCAACUACCAGCACCGGUCGUGACGGUCCUUCGCUUCGUUUUCCAACUUUCUAUCCCCCCUAAUCUUCCUACCCAAUUCAAUUCCACUCGACGCGCCGCAACAUUCCACGCCUCAACCCUCGGUUCGUCCCUCAACGACAACCCAUCUUCAUCGUCCUCUUCGCCGCCUCACUUCUCGACGCAGCACUGCAAAUGCCCUCCUCGUGAAAAGCUACAGCUGGCUUUCUCGCCCAUCCGACGCCUGACAUUGAUACAUGCGAAUUGCUUGCAUCCUCUUCCGGCUACCCCACAUGCCGUCGUACUGCCCUCGCCCCUGAACAUCACAACUUCUCACGACCAACGACUGUCGACUGUUCAUCCAUCGACGCACUCCAGCGACGGGGCUAAUUACUGA
Molecule: messenger RNA, 492 nt
Organism: Sodiomyces alkalinus F11
Lineage: Eukaryota; Fungi; Ascomycota; Sordariomycetes; Glomerellales; Plectosphaerellaceae
Exons: 4
Coding region: 1-492 (163 amino acids)
Source: RefSeq, a predicted model, not a curated record